GCGCGCUUUACAUGCAGCAGUGCCAUGUAGAAGCUGAUCCAGGUGGCAUAAAUUUUUAGUUGUUUGUUUUUCUCUAGCUAGUUGUCUCUCUUUCUUUCCUGCGGAGUCUUCUCCCUCCUCCUCCUCCUCCUCCUACAGGCUGCAGCUAGCCAUGAAUUGGCAGAGUCUUCUUGCUGCUGCAGCCAUUAACAUAGGCUUGGCAGUGAUAGUUCUCUCGCUCUUCUCCAUCUUCAAGAAGCAGCCCUCAAAUGCCUCCAUUUACUACGCUCAGCGUCUUGCCAAACGCCACCGCCUUCUCUUUCAUCAUUCUCUCACCUUAUCCCGAUUUCUUCCUUCCGUCUCCUGGAUCCCUCGCGCUUUUCGCGUCACUGAAGAUGAAAUUCUCCAAACCAGCGGUCUCGACGCCUUCGUCGUUUUCAGACUCUUCAAGUUCGGUAUGAAAUUCUUUUCUGUUUGCUCCCUUGUUGGAUUGGUGGUACUCGUCCCAAUUAAUUACAAUGGACAGGGUGGAGAAUCUACAAGCCACCAUUGCAUGGAUGCUUAUACAAUAUCAAACAUCGAAAGAGGUUCAAACUGGCUUUGGGUGCACUUUGUCUGCUUGUGGUUGAUAUCAAUGUAUGCACUGUACCUAUUGUAUAAGGAAUAUGACAAAAUAUUGGUUAAAAGGAUUCAACAACUACAGAAUCUGCGCCACCGUCCUGAUCAAUUUACCACUCUAGUUAGGCAAAUUCCAUUCUGCUCUGAACACAAGGCUCGUGGAUGUUCUGUUGAGCACUUCUUUUCUAAACAUUACCCACACAGUUAUCAUUCUUAUCAAAUGUUAUAUGAUGGAAAACAUAUUAGAGAUCUGGUGAACCAAGCUAAAUAUAUUGAAAAAAAGAUAGAGGAUUUGAGAGAGAAGUGUGCAGUCAAGCAACAAUGCCAAGAUGAUUUUCUGAAACUAGCCCUUCUUGACAAAAAGCGUCAUGAACUCCAUCAUGAGAUUCGUCAAUUACAGAGUGAAGAUAUGCUCAAAGAGAAGGAGUUGCCUGUUGCCUUUGUUAAAUUCAGAUCAAGGUGGGCUGCUUCUCUAGCUGCUCAAAGUCAGCAGCACUCAAAUCCACUUCUGUGGAUCACUGAAAUGGCUCCAGAACCCAAGGACGUUUCAUGGAGGAAUCUUGCAAUUCCUUACAAAUUUUUGUUUCUUCACAAAAUUGGAGUCAUUGUUGCAGCAUCACUUCUCACAAUUUUCUUUGCAAUCCCAGUCACAGCUGUUCAAGGGAUUGCCAAAUUUGAGAAACUAAAGAAAUGGUUCCCUCCAGCCAUGGCCAUACAAUUGAUACCAGGAUUAUCCUCUGUUGUAACAGGGUUCCUUCCGAGUGCCAUUCUUAAAGGAUUUCUGUACGUCGUUCCAUUUGCUAUGCUUGCAAUGGCUAAAGCAGGUGGUUCAAUCUCAAAUAGCAGAGCAGAGAUCAAAGCUUGCAAUAUGGUUUUCUAUUUUCUCAUGGGAAAUGUAUUCUUUCUGAGCAUGAUAUCUGGAUCUUUGUUUGAUGAAAUUGGCGAAUCUUUUACUCAUCCUAAGGAUUUUCCUACUCAUCUAGCUGAUGCUGUCUCUGCUCAAGCAGAUUUUUUUAUGACAUACAUCUUGGCAGACGGGCUUUCAGGAUUUUCUGUCGAAAUUCUUCAGCCUGGCUUAUUGUUAUGGGAUUUUCUGAAGAUGCAUACAUAUGGCCGAGGAAAGGAGAAAAAUCCCUAUCUUUUUUCACUGCCUUACUUUAGAAUCAUCCCAAUGGUUUCUCUGUCCAUACUGAUUGGUAUGGUCUAUGCUGUCAUUGCUCCAUUGCUUCUUCCAUUUCUUGUUGGCUAUUUUCUCCUGGGCUAUGUUGUGUAUAUCAAUCAGAUACAGGAUGUCUAUGACACUGUCUAUGACACAUUUGGCAAAUACUGACCAUUUAUUCAUCAUUAUGUGUUUGUUGCGAUUGUUCUGAUGCAAAUCACUAUGAUUGGUGUCUUUGGACUGAAGAAAAAGCCUGCUAGUUCCAUAUCAACCAUUCCACUCUUAUUGGUCACUAUCACGUUCAAUGAGUACUGUAAGAAGCGCUUUCUUCCUACAUUUCAGCAAUUCUCCAUCCAGAAUGCGGUUGAAAAUGAUGAACUUGAUGAUGUAAACGGUGAGAAGGAAGCGAAAUGUGAAGAUGCUUUGUAUGCCUAUCGCCAUCCCUUCUUGCAGCCUGUGAGUUUCACUGGAGCAGAACCUGCGUCAAGCUUUACAGAGCCACUGAUCUCUUCAUUAUGAUUUUUGUAGCCAGUUCUACACCAUGAUUGGUCAAGCUUACUCUUCCCCCUAUAGUUUUUCCCUUUUCUUCUCAAUUUUGACUUGUCUUCUAAAAUUUGAUGAUUCUUUUUUGUUGAAUUUACGCUCUUUCUUGUAUCCAAAUCCAACAUGCAAUCAUUCUAAUAUAUAUUUAGUUGGUGU
Messenger RNA from Rubroshorea leprosula, 2455 nucleotides. The record is from the annotation of a GenBank genome assembly. NCBI's taxonomy places the organism in Eukaryota, Viridiplantae, Streptophyta, Magnoliopsida, Malvales, Dipterocarpaceae.